AUGUACCCUAAUGCUGUAGUUGUGGAUGGUGUUGUCUUGGUUGAUCCAGAAUAUCUGAAGGAAAGGAAAGUGUUUGUCACCUUGACGUGUGCCUUUCGAUAUGGCCGGGAGGAUUUGGACGUGUUGGGCCUGACCUUUAGGAAGGAUCUCUUUGUCGCCAAUGUUCAAGCUUUUCCACCCAUCGUGGAGGAGAGGAAACCGCUAACCCGGCUCCAGGAACGUUUGAUCAAAAAACUGGGAGAACAUGCGUACCCCUUCACAUUCGAGAUUCCUCCGAACUUACCUUGUUCAGUCACUUUGCAACCAGGACCUGAAGACACAGGAAAGGCUUGCGGUGUAGACUUUGAGGUGAAAACAUACUGCGCCGAGAACUUGGAAGAGAAAAUUCAUAAAAGGAACUCAGUGAGGCUGGUCAUUCGUAAAGUGCAGUAUGCCCCAGAGAAACCUGGUCCACAACCCAUGGCUGAGACCACCAGACAGUUCCUCAUGUCAGACAAACCCCUCCACCUUGAGGCAUCAUUGGACAAAGAGAUUUAUUAUCACGGAGAACCUAUAAAUGUCAAUGUCCAUGUGACUAAUAACACCAACAAGACCGUUAAGAAGCUGAAGAUAGCUGUUCGUCAGUACGCAGAUAUCUGUCUGUUUAACACAGCUCAGUACAAGUGCCCUGUUGCGACAGCAGAAGCAGAUGACAUUGUGGCCCCGAGCUCCACGUUUUGUAAAGUUUACACCCUGACACCGUACCUGGCCAAUAACCGGGAGAAACGCGGCCUGGCCUUGGAUGGGAAGCUUAAGCAUGAAGACACAAACCUAGCUUCCAGCACCUUAUUAAGAGACGGAGCAAGUAAAGAGAUUCUGGGCAUCAUGGUAUCUUACAAAGUCAAAGUGAAGUUGGUGGUGUCUAGAGGGGGCAUUUUGGGAGAUCUUGCCACAAGUGAUGUGAUUGUGGAGCUGCCUUUUACCUUAAUGCACGCUAAACCGGAGGAAGAGGCUUUCUACAGAGAAGUUCCUGAGAAUGAGGUUCCCAUUGACACCAACCUGAUCGAGUUUGACACCAAUGAUGAUGACAUUGUUUUUGAGGAUUUUGCUCGCCAGAGGCUGAAAGGACUGAAGGACGACAAUGACGACGAUGAAGAUGGAGUGAACUCACCGCAGCACAACGACCGAUAAAACACGGGGACACGCAAAUCACUGCAAGGCACGGUGAUCUCCGGCACCUGAAAAGCUGCUGUCGUUAGUUUAUUUUCUUCCUUGUUUCUGUUAGACAAUAAAACAACUGAGGCUUCUCAAUAGUCUUGGGCCAAAACCUGACAGACUCCAAACAGUAGACUGGUACAAUCAUGAUGUCAGUUCCUUCACAGCCUUUUUUGGGUUAUCUGGGGGAGGUGGGGUGGGGUGGGUUGCGAGAUUUCUGGGGAAGUGGGUAGAGGAUAGAGGUUUAGGAGGAGGAUCAAGACUUUGGUACACAAAUUGGCCAACUUACUUCAGAAUAUGGUCUGACAGGGAUUGGAACUCAGCCCCCUGGGGAGUGAAAAACCAUAGGGUGGGGGUAAAAAAAAAAUCACACUGAUUUUGAAGCAUUAGUUUUUCGAUUUAUUUUGUUUGUUAACUGCAGAAACUUUUACUGCAGAGGCCUGUUGAGGCUGGGUUAUUAAGUCCAUUCUAGGCUGAGAGAGAGAUUUUUAAUCAGGAAGGGAAUCAAGGGUUAUGGG
This is a messenger RNA of Chiloscyllium plagiosum (whitespotted bambooshark), 1712 nucleotides long. The record is from RefSeq and is a predicted model, not a curated record. Lineage: Eukaryota; Metazoa; Chordata; Chondrichthyes; Orectolobiformes; Hemiscylliidae.